Molecule: messenger RNA, 2501 nt
Organism: Dreissena polymorpha
Lineage: Eukaryota; Metazoa; Mollusca; Bivalvia; Myida; Dreissenidae
Exons: 4
Coding region: 745-1311 (188 amino acids)
Molecular function (GO): DNA binding
Source: RefSeq, a predicted model, not a curated record
UCAGCGAGUAUUUGUCGGACAGCAGUAUUUAUCGGACGUUCUAUUUAUUUCGUGUAUUUUAACCCUUUAGCACAAUUUUCUACGUCACAUCCUUACGCGCGAUUGUUUUCUCAAUGUUGAAACCAGAAAUUCGUUGAAAGGCAAGUAUUGUAGUUAAAUAAAUGUAAUGUUUACAAAUUUUGUCGCAAUGAAAUGUGACCUCCGCGCGGGGGAUAUUAAUAGUACGCGCAUGCGCAAAAUAAUUCACUCAAUAAGGCCCGACCUGUGUUCUUGACAUUUUCGGUCGUCUGCUACAAUACACCAAACCUCCAUUGUUUUUCUUAAAACCUCAUAUUUAACACGAAACUGAUGUAGUCAACAGCAACAAACUAUUUCAAUUAUUGAUUUGUUUACAUUAAAAACUCGACACACUUUUGUAUAAACAGAUAUCGGAUUUGCUUUCAAAAUGUUUAUAGUUAACGCUUUGAUUAAAGGGAAACAAAUCUUAUUGACGACUAUAUACAUUCACUGCUGGGAUUUUCGCCCUUGAUGAGUUUGAAAUAGCUGCGUUUCGUAAUAUUGAAUAGUCUAAUCUAUGUUAAUGUUUGCAUAGUUUUUUUACGAAUAAACCCCACAUUUGAUACACAAAUAUUAGUUUAGGAAUGCUAGCAUUAAUUAAACGACUUAAAAAGGAUAAUGGUAUAUUUAAGUGUCUGUCUUACAAUUAGACUGUAAUGCAAAAAUGGAUUGGAUUGCAGACAACAAAUGCAAUCAAGGGAAAAGACACAGAUGCAGCGUGCCGUCUCUGCUGUUAGGCAGCACAAAAUGAAAAUUAGGGUCGCUGCACGGGAAUUCAAUGUUCCACGUAGUACAUUAUCAGAUCAUGUACAUGGGCGUGUUGGCGAGACACGCACAGGUCCAGUGAGCCUAUUAAACGAAGAGGAAGAGGGGGCUCUUGUGAGUUAUCUAUUAUACAUGGCGGAUCAUGGUUUCCCUAUGACACGAAACAGAACCCGUGUUUAUAUCCGGGAAAUCAUUAAGCAAGGAGGUAGGACAUAUCCGUAUAAGGUGUCAGAGAAUGGGCCGUCAGACGAAUGGUUCCGAAAAUUGUUUGCGCGCCACCCAGAACUUCAGGAACGGACGCCCGAGAGUUUGGAUCCGGCACGUUCCUCAAUGUCGAGGGAGGAUGUCAUAUACCCAUUCUUUGACUUUCUGGACAAAACCCUCACACAGUAUGGUGUAAAAGAUAAACCGUCACAAAUGAAAACUCGGCCCAGACAUGUAAAGAAUGUGGACGUUUCACGGUUAACCCUCUGGUCAAGGCCGGUCUAGUGCCUGAGUCACUUGCUGACAUUUUAGUACCACCAGCGUCAAAACCUGCAGCUCAACGAAAUAAAAGAAGAAUAGUUACCGAGGGACGAGUAAUAAGUGUUGACGAAAUACUGAAGGAGUUAAUGGAACGAGAGAAAGCUUCCGCCGAGAAAGACCGUCGAGAUGCGCAGCGAGCUUUGGAAGCCGACGAAAGGAAAAGGAUGAAAGAGCAGGAAGAAAUUGAAAAGAUUAAGAGAAAAGAGGAACGUGUUGAAAAGCGAUUGGCCAGGGAACAGGAACAGAAGAAAAAAGCGCACGAGAAAAUGGAUAGAGGGAAACUUGCGAACAAGAAGUUUACGUGUGGAGUCUGUUGUAUGAGAGGGAGGGUGUUGGAUGAGAGCAAGGGCAUUGUGUGGUUUGGGUGUGAUGAGAAAGUGUGUGGCAAAUGGUACCAUUUUGAAUGUUUGCAUCGUAGCGAGCAAGAAUACUUGCGAGAGAGGAUGGAAGAGGGAGAAAGCUGGUAUUGUAAGGCAUGUAAGCCAUGGCUGUAUUGUGAAGAGUGAAUGGCUGUGUCCCUUGUGUUUCUCGUGCACGAGAUUCAUGUAAGCUGCUUGUGACGUUUGUGAUGUAUUGAUUAUUAUAAAACCUUAUGUAUUGAAUGAAACACGUUUUUGGUAUUAAAUCGUCAUCAUAUUAUAAAUAAUACCAAUACAAUGAUAAUUUAUAGCCUUGUUUCUCUACCAUUAUGAAAUUAUCUCACGUUAAUUUAUUAAUGCGAUGACCGUACAACAUUUUUUAAGAGACAUCAAAAACGGAUAUUCUUGUAUGCACUGAUAUUGGAUUCCAAUUGUAACUCUAUAAAUACACACUGAAGGAUACAUUUUGCACCAUUAAAUUAAUACAUUCACGUGAUUCUAUCGUUUCAGUUCAGAAAAAUACCAUUAGAAACAUAAUUUGUUGCGAUUUACUUAAAUCAUAUAAAUGUCCGGAAAAUACUCUCGUAUAGUGUAAAAUUACCUCCCUUUGAUGACCCCAUAUGCGGGCCUCGUACAUAGGCAUGCGCACAUCAAAAUCCGACUUUGUUUACAUGCACUUGUACAUGACGAACCCAAUAUAUAUCGGUAAACUUUUCAUGCCGUAUUUUGCAUUAUUAAGGGAGUUAUCCACGAAAAACCCUGAAUUUCGUCCGACAAAUACUCGCUGACCAGUAU